Molecule: messenger RNA, 906 nt
Organism: Apodemus sylvaticus (European woodmouse)
Lineage: Eukaryota; Metazoa; Chordata; Mammalia; Rodentia; Muridae
Product: putative vomeronasal receptor-like protein 4
Exons: 2
Coding region: 1-906 (301 amino acids)
Biological process (GO): G protein-coupled receptor signaling pathway
Cellular component (GO): membrane
Molecular function (GO): pheromone receptor activity
Source: RefSeq, a predicted model, not a curated record
AUGUUCUCACUCAAGAAUUUACUUUAUUUCCAAGCUGGGCUUGGAGUCCUAGCCAAUAUGAUUCUUCUUUGUUUCUAUAUUUUCAUCAUCCUAGGUCACAGACCUCCUAAGCCCACGGACCUGAUCUCCUGUCAACUGACCUUUGUUCACAUCAUGAUGCUCCUCACUGGAGGGGAUAUUUGGAUUACAGACUUAUUUGAGACACUGAGCAUUGAUAAUGACUUCAAGUGUAAGGUAACAUUUUAUAUAAGUAGGUUAAUGAGAAGCCUCUCUAUCCGCAUCACCUGCCUCCUGAGUGUGUUCCAGGCUGUCACUAUCAGUGUCAGCACCUCUUUGUUGGCAAAAUUUAAACAAAAUUUUAAAAAAUACAUGAUAUAUGCUUUCUUAUGUAUGUGGUCUUUCAAUUUGUCCUUCUAUAGUAACCAGAUCUUCUAUGUUGUUGCUUAUACUAACAUGAGUGAGGCCAACCAGAUGAAGGUCACUAAAUACUGUUCACUCUUACCCAUGAAAUAUACCAUCAGAGGAUUGAUUUUAAUGGUGGAAAUUUCCAGAGAUGUGUUUCUUGUAGGAAUCAUGAUAACCACAAGUAUAUGCAUAGUGAUUAUCUUGUUCAGAUAUCAAAGGCAAUGCAAGCACCUUCAUGGGAUCACUCACCUGAGAGCGUCCCCUGAGAAAAGGGCCACUCGGACCAUCUUGCUGCUGGUGGGUUAUUUUUUUUUUUUUUUUUUUGUGGUCAUGUACUGGGUAGAGUUCAUCAUGUCAAUGACUUCCAUCCUCUUAUGGAUGUAUGACCCCACCAACCUGACUUUUCAGAAGUUUGUGAUGAAUGCCUAUCCCACAAUUACUCCAUUGGUACAAAUCAGCUUUGAUAAUAGAAUAAUUACUAUGCUGAAAAACAGACAGUAA